UUCUCGCCCGCGAUCAGCGUUGCGUCCCUGCUGCUGCUGCGGCUGCUGCGCCUCGUGCUGCUGUUGCUGCGCUCUGUUGGUUGCUCUACCUCUUGCUGCUUCCCGGGCGCAGACUCAUGAGCUUCGUUUGGCACUGUGGGUCUUGGUCUUCCCGGAAUUUCUCUGAGCUUGGGAGGAUUGGUGUUGGGUUCAGGGUGGAUUGCGGAAUCGGGACGCGGUAGCAGUAGAGCAGCCAUGGUGGCGUGCGCUGCAUCCCUGUAUGCAGGAGCCAGCACGGCAUUGGGGGUGAUCUCCGCAGGGAGUGUGGCCCCCCGCCUCACCAGCAGCAGCAGCAGCGCACCCCCCCCUGGUGGUGCUUCUCUCUGUAGCUGCUCGUCUUCCUCGGAGGUGUCGUGGAUUGGGCUGCGGCAGAAUGGUGUUGUUCGGUGGGAGGGCGUGGGUUUUGGAGCCGUGGCCAGGAGGUUUAGGGUGCAUGGCGUGGGGCAGAGAAUGGGAGGGAAUGUGAGGACAGGGGCGCGCGGUGGAGUUGCGCGCGCUGAACUUGCUGAUGGAGAGAGGGUGUCUGCUACCGCAGACCCUGUAGGAGGCGUGGAGAACUUGGUCAUUAUUGGCUCAGGACCAGCAGGUUAUACGGCGGCAAUUUACGCUGCUAGAGCUAAUCUUAAACCAGUAGUGUUUGAAGGGUUCCAAGUUGGAGGAGUACGUGGUGGUCAGCUCAUGACGACCACCGAAGUAGAAAAUUUUCCUGGUUUCCCCGAAGGGGUUACUGGACCCGAAUUGAUGGACAGGAUGAGGAAGCAAGCUGAACGAUGGGGUGCUGAAUUGAGAACGGAGGACGUGGAGUAUGUGGAUGUCCGAAAUCGACCUUUCACAGUCCGAAGUAGUGAUAGUGAGGUAAAGUGUCACAGCAUAAUUAUUGCGACGGGUGCUACAGCUAAGCGACUUGGAUUACCCCGGGAGCAUGAGUUUUGGAGCAGAGGCAUCAGUGCGUGUGCUAUCUGUGAUGGUGCAUCUCCCAUUUUUAAAGGUCAAGAGCUAGCAGUGGUUGGUGGAGGUGACACUGCAACGGAGGAAUCUCUUUAUUUGACGAAGUAUGCUGCUCACGUUCAUCUGUUGGUUCGAAGGGAUAAACUCCGUGCCUCGAAAGCCAUGCAAGACAGAGUUCUUAACAAUCCAAAUAUUACAGUCCACUUCAACACAGAGACAGUGGAUGUCGAGGCUGACGACAAGGGACAAAUGGGAGGUCUGAGGCUUCGAAAUGUAGUGUCUGGCGAAGAGAGAUCAUUGCAAGUGCGGGGAUUGUUCUAUGGGAUUGGACACAGCCCUAAUAGUCAGCUCUUGGAAGGCCAAGUCGAGCUCGAUGAUGCUAGUUAUGUGGUUGUUGAGCCUGGAACGACCAAUACAUCGGUCGAAGGAGUUUAUGCCGCUGGAGAUCUUCAGGAUCAUGAGUGGAGGCAAGCUGUCACAGCUGCCGGAUCAGGCUGUAUGGCAGCAUUAUCUGUUGAGCGUUAUCUCACUGCUAACGACCUGCUUGUAGAGUUUCACCAACGUACUCAAGAGGAAGUCAAGAAAAAAGAACUCACAAAAGAGGAUAUCGAGGAGAAAUUCGACAUCACAAAUACCAAACACAAAGGCCAGUAUGCGCUUCGGAAGCUUUACCACGAGAGUCCUCGCGUCAUUGGUGUACUUUACACUUCACCGACUUGCGGUCCAUGCAGAUCUCUCAAGCCAAUUUUGAAUAAGGUAAUUGACGAAUACUCAAAUGACGUUCAUUUCGUGGAGAUAGACAUUGAGGAGGAUCCUGAGAUCGCUGAAGCUGGAGGUGUCAUGGGUACACCCACCGUUCAGUUUUUCAAGAACAAGCAAAUGAUAAAAAGUAUAUCAGGUGUCAAAAUGAAAAAGGAGUACCGAGAGAUAAUUGAGGCCAACAAGUGAUCACUUCGAGGACCUUAUGUUUCCAGUACAUCAAGUCAUCAGGUCUUAGGAGUGGGUUUUAGUACAUGGCGCAGAAGAAGCUGGUGUUGUAGUUUUAGGAAACGAAUUAGUUACAUUGUAUCAAGAUUGUAAGAUGGCUCGGAUGUACCAACGCUGGGAUUGGUUUUUCUGGAAUUGGUGGUAAUUUUCCGUCACUAGUCGAGGAAAUUGAAUCCUGUUCUUGAAGGUCUGAAUCCUACGUAUCAGCUUUUCGUGUGAGCAAAAUGAGUACUUGUAGAAGGUGAUCUCAGGAGUGUGUAAAGUUGGGAGAUGAUCUUAAUAGCCGUGUGCAGGAAGUCAUUGUUUUUUUUUUAAAAAUUAUAUAGCCCAUCAUUGUGCUCAAAGCUUGCAUUCAUUGUUUCCUAAGAGCAAUAUUAUAGCAGCAAGACAGUCUGCGUUUUUGUAGUGUA
Molecule: messenger RNA, 2384 nt
Organism: Physcomitrium patens
Lineage: Eukaryota; Viridiplantae; Streptophyta; Bryopsida; Funariales; Funariaceae
Product: thioredoxin reductase NTRC
Biological process (GO): removal of superoxide radicals
Cellular component (GO): cytoplasm
Molecular function (GO): thioredoxin-disulfide reductase (NADPH) activity
Source: RefSeq, a predicted model, not a curated record